Messenger RNA from Physcomitrium patens, 1573 nucleotides. Lineage: Eukaryota; Viridiplantae; Streptophyta; Bryopsida; Funariales; Funariaceae. The record is from RefSeq and is a predicted model, not a curated record.
CGUCAGGCCAAGUCCGUCGAAGCAAUGCUUUGAUCCGCAAGGUUCAUGUGAUCUACUUCCCUGCUAAUGCUCUCUCCUCGCAUCGAAUGCAUCUCAGUUUUUGUAGCAACUCGGAGGCAGAUAAUACGACCUCUUUCCGUUCCGAAUUUGCGCGUUAUUCUCAGUUGUGAACCUGGGAUUGCCUAAUGUGUGGCGUGUGCGAAUGCAAUGUGCUCUAUGGGGAGGUGAGAAGUGGAAGAUUUUGAUUACAAGGGCUGGAUUGACAUUACUUUGGGUUUUGUUUGUUUGUUUGUUUGUUUGUUUUUUUUUGUUUUUUUUGUUUUUUUAUGGCAGGAAGGGGUAUCUUGCCGACAAUGGAGGGAACAGGGGAUGCUUCUCACAAUUCCUCGUCUGCCACUGUGACUGGAACUGGUCAGAAAGCAGCUAUAAUCGAUGGAAAGGCAAUCGCAGAUCAAAUACGGAAGGAAAUCACAGCUGAAGUGUCCAAGAUGAAGGAGUCUGUAGGAAAUGUACCCGGCUUGGCUGUGAUUCUGGUUGGAGCGCGUAAAGAUUCCUCGACUUAUGUCCGCAACAAGAAAAGAGCUUGCGCUGAAGUUGGAAUUCUGUCAUUCGAUGUAACACUACCAGAAGAUGUAUCCCAAGAGGAAGUAGUGGCUCGUGUCAAGGAGUUCAACGACAAUCCAGCUGUUCAUGGAAUACUUGUUCAGCUUCCUCUUCCUAAGCACAUCAGCGAGGAGGUGGUUCUUGGGGCGGUGAGCUAUGAGAAGGACGUGGAUGGAUUUCACCCGAUCAAUGUUGGAACUUUGGCGAUGCAAGGGAGGAAACCUUUGUUUGUGUCUUGCACUCCCAAAGGAUGCAUUGAACUACUUAAGCGCUCCGGGGUGCAAAUUAAGGGAAAGCGUGCAGUUGUUAUUGGCCGUAGUAAUAUUGUGGGCACACCUGCAGCUCAGCUCCUACAGCGUGAAAAUGCUACAGUUACUGUUGUGCACUCGCAAACACCAAAUCCAGCAGAGAUCACGAGAGAAGCCGACAUUUUGGUUGCAGCGGCAGGAAAAGCUGAGUUGGUUAGAGGUGAUUGGCUGAAACCAGGAGCCGUUGUUAUUGACGUGGGAAUCAACGCUGUGGAGGAUCUAUCAAUUAAAAAAGGCUACCGACUGGUGGGUGACGUAUGUUUUGAAGAGGCCUGCCAUGUAGCGUCGAAGAUCACACCAGUUCCUGGAGGCGUUGGACCCAUGACCAUAGCGAUGCUUCUCUCAAAUACUCUUGACGCUGCCAAAAGAGCUUAUGGGGUUGCAAAUGCAUAACCGGUGCAAUAUAGUUAGACUGGCGUCAUUGAAGGUUUUACCCCGAUUGUGCAAUGUGGUGUGACCGUCAUGCCAGAUAAAAGCCUCUUUCGAAAUUAUUGUCACCAUUUGUUAGAAGAAUCUGAUUUCCCUGUCUUGGGAUAGGCAUUCUAGAGUUAACGUAUUGAAGAGCUGACGGAACAGAUGAUUUUGAGUCGGGAAUAAUUUUGAUCUCUUAAUGUGUCAAUUCUCCAAAUGGAAUCUGCAUUUAGCUCUUUUUUCAGUGCUAA